Uranotaenia lowii is the source of this 9407-nucleotide messenger RNA. RefSeq names its product receptor-type guanylate cyclase Gyc76C-like. Lineage: Eukaryota; Metazoa; Arthropoda; Insecta; Diptera; Culicidae. Bases 2851 to 7413 code for a protein of 1520 amino acids. The record is from RefSeq and is a predicted model, not a curated record. Gene Ontology annotation, biological process: protein phosphorylation; cGMP biosynthetic process; receptor guanylyl cyclase signaling pathway. The transcript has 15 exons. Gene Ontology annotation, molecular function: guanylate cyclase activity; peptide receptor activity; ATP binding.
GGUCGAUGAUGAUGAUCAUGUGGCGAGAAUCGGUCGGUCGGUCGCCUUUUGUGACAUGAAUGUUGAACUUGUCCGCCAGUCUAGAUCGAACCUCGGUGUGAUUCGGACGCGUUUCAAAAGGGCAACGGUGACGCUUCCUGCUCGAGAACGGGAACAACAGACAGAGAGUGUGAACUGGUUCUUUCUGGUGUUUUUAGUGUGCUUGUCUUCUGCGGCAGUGAUCUUGUGUGGUGUUGUUUAAAAACUUACUUGCGAAAUUACUCUAUUUACAAUCGAAAUUGAUUGUGAGCAAGUAGUGUGGUGGUGACCCAUCGUCAUUGGCGAGAGAAGAAAGGAAGCAGCAGCAACAGUUGCUCGACCGUAUGUGGUUGUGUAGUUUCACAAGUGUGAGGAACACAAGAAGAUAAAAGUGUUUGAACUUGACAAGGCAAAUGAGAAGUUAACAAGGAGCUGCAGUUAUCAGUUUCUAUCUUGUGUUGGGGCAGACGGGGCAUUCGAGAGCAACCGAAGAGAGCAUUGCGUGAUCUUUACUUUGAUCGUUUAAACAAACAACAACUUCUUGAUUCGGUUAUAUUAACGAUUAAUCAAUUUAAGCUGGUGCCUCCAGUCAGUGUUUCGGUUGGCGAUUUUAACGCUUUCAGUGGCAAACCGCGUGCAGAUAUAAUCGAAAAAUAAGGAAUAACCUUUUGAUCGCAUGGGUUACAGAGAUUUAGUGUAAUCAAGUUGAUUGUGCAAUUUUAAUCGGUUAAGUGUUUUAACAGACGGAAAUCUCAAAGAGCCUAUCUAGAUUUACAAUAUGCUUCAGAGCAGCAUCUAGGACAUUUUUUUCCAUUAAGGCUCUCGCACAUCUUCUUCUUGUUAGUCGUUAUAAACCAUCGCACCGCGCCCGGGUUUUCCACCCCCGCCCCCGGCUUGUUUCUGUUCCUGUUGUGGACGACUACCCCAUAUUAGGCACACAUAGCUCGCGAGCAUUCGCAAACAAGGAUCCGCUGCGCCACCUCCGCCGAAUUCCACCAUCCAUCGAAUUCAACCGAUUGACCACCACCACGUAUGAAGCCCGGACAACACACGGGCAUCCGUUUUGCGAUUAUUGUGGAAUAACUCGGACGAGGGAGACGAAGGAAUGUGUUGAAGGCGAAGGCGACAAAGCAGAGCAGGGAAUCGGUAACGAGAAUUUUACGGCCUCGCGCACAGUCGAAACUUAGCGCGCUCAACAACCGGACGGCCAGAGUUGUGUAGUGCGUCACUCGAGAAUGAUCUGAUGAUCUUGCCCGUUGCUUGUUGGUUGUUUGGUUCAAGUUGUUACUGUUGUUGCUGUUUUGUCCACUAACCACAUCCUCCGAGAGUGCUAGAGCUCAGGCUGGACAAAAGUGAAGAAACAAAGUGGCAAACGAGAAGUCGUUGCGGGGUAAUCCAAAGUGCGUGCCAUUACACAUCAAUAGAUAUUGGCUUCAGCCAGCCAGAGAUAAGAAGUGGCUCGAAGGGGUCAGUAGGAGAACGAUCUUCUUUGAUGAAUCGCGCGCGCGGCUAGAGCUGAGACUUUUCGGCUUUUUUUUCCUACCUACUCUCUCGUUUGGGUUCGGGUCUCGGUCAAUCCAGUAGAGAAGCGUUGAAGAUUUUGUGUGCUACGCAAUUUAUUGCUCUCGACCGUGUUCAAGUUAUCGAAAAUAGCCUGGGUUUGGUCCAGAGGCCCCGGGAUCAGUGCCGGCAUAGACGGGGUGUAGUAUGUUUUAAUAAAUAAUCGAGCUUUUCAAAACACAAACACACGGUGUUAAUUUAACUAAUUCUCGUUCCGCGAAAAAGAAGUCACACAAGUCUCCACGGGUGGGUUCAGGUUUCAAUCGGGCGGGAGAACUCGUUCGUGGAUCUGGUCCGGCAACUCGGCAGCCAAUCCGGGGGCAGUCUGGCCGCACCGCAGAAGAGAAGUGAGUGUGCUGUUUUGCAGUUUGGGCGUCUUGGGCGAGUAGUACGCAAGUAGAAGGUGCUGUGCUCAGAGUGUGUAUGUGCAACGGGGUGGUGUUACCAGUUACAAACCGGGGGUCGCGCAGCACAGGAAGUAAGUCGCAAAAAGUCCAAGAAAAACGAAGAAGCAGCCCUAUCGUCGUUGUCGUCGUCGUCGUCGUCAUUGACCGGCAGCAUCUUGGGUGCCCACCAGUAGCAGUAGUUCAAGUUGCGCGAAAAGAGCAAGAUAGAGAGCUAACCAGUGCAUUAGUGAGUUGUAGUGAAACAAAUAAGCCGUGUUACGAGUCACGCAUCUCCCAUACGCCUCCAAACGUCUUUAGCGAAAAAUUAACGACAAAGUUGCAACUCCGUUCAUCGGGUAAUAAAAGUAAACGAUAUCACAAGUGAGUGCCAAAUUGUACCAGUAGCAGCAACGAAAAUUAAUCACGCAGAAGUACUUGGCGAAGGAAGGAAUCGAAUCUUCCACCCAAACCAUUUAUCAAUUUGUGUUGCCAAGCAAAGAGCAAAGCAAAAAAAGUGCAACCUGUUGGCAAAAGUGCAUCUUCUCAGAGUGCAAGAGCUAGGGUCGAGCGAAAAUUCAAUUUCAAUUGCAGUUGGGUUAUUACUUUACGACGAAAUAUAUACGGAGCAUCCUCGGUGGAAUCUGUAGCAAUUGUGCAAGAAGCGACGACCAUUCUAGCCAGUUCCAAACUUUGUCCCGGGGUAACAAUUCCCGGUUCUAACCAUUUCAUCUUUCCUACGAAAACCCCCUUUCCCCCAUCAUUGAUCUGGAGCAACUGUCAAAACUGGCCGGGAACAACGCGGGAGCCAUUUCGACAGCGUGGUUUUGAAGCACAUGGUGUUUCUCAUCAUCUGGAGUCGCGCCGAUCGGCCCCGCUAUAAGGGGCCAUGACGCGUUGGCCCGUUCUACUGCUCUCGUUGCUCUCAUUGGCCCUGGGCAGUGCCCCGAAUGCCGAUGGAACGUCCCAACCGUCAUCAGCCGGCCCGUCGUCGUCGUCGCUGUCGUCUCAUCAAUCGCAGGCGCCGCUAUCCUCGCCACUAUCAUCCGCCUCGUCGUCCGCCACUUCCGGUUCCGUGUUCGGUUCCGGUUCGGCCAACAAUGGUGGGUUGGUGUCCCAGAUCGGCGGAGGAUUGCUUGCAUCGUCCUCGCUGGUACAACAACCGUACAGUUCCGGUCAAACCUACGUGCCCGAUUUCAACAUGAGCACUCACCACCAAAAGUACAAAAACAAUCGGACCCAGCUGGUGGUCGGAUAUUUGACGGCGCUCAAGGGCAACAUGAAGGACAAACAGGGUCUAACCAUUUCCGGUGCCCUCACGAUUGCCCUGGAGGAGAUCAACAACGAUCCGGAUCUGUUGCCGAAUGUGACGCUGGCCGUGCGGUGGUACGAUACCAAGGGCGACACCGUCAUCGCAACCCGUGCCAUAACCGAGAUGAUCUGCGAUGGGGUGGCGGCCAUCUUUGGACCGGAAGGAACCUGUAAGACUGAAGCCAUCGUAUCGCAAAGCCGAGACAUUCCGAUGAUCUCUUAUAAAUGCUCGGAACUUCAUCGUGGCACGCCAACAAUUCCCACCUUUGCCCGGACAGAACCACCCGAUACUCAGGUCACCAAAUCCAUCAUCUCGCUCCUGAUCUACUACGGGUGGAAAAAGUUCUCCAUCAUCCACGAGGACAUGUGGAAGAACGUGGCGGAAUCGCUGAAGACGCAAGCCGUCCGGAACAAUCUCACCGUGAACCACGUCAAGGAAGUUUUCGACAACCACAAAUGCUGCGAGAACGGGCUCGAAUGUUGUCGAAGUGGAUAUUGGUAUACGAUAAUCCAGCAGACCAUGAACCGAACACGGAUUUACGUUUUUCUGGGAAACCCAAACGCCCUCGUCGACAUGAUGACCCAGAUGGAUGCGAUGCAGCUCUUCAACAAGGGCGAAUAUCUGGUGAUAUUCGUGGACAUGAUGACAUACUCCUUGAAAGAAUCGAAAAAGUACCUCUGGCGCGCGGACCGGGUAUCGAACAUCAAGAACUGCAGCGAGAUGGAUCCGUUCCUGAUGCGUGGCCGGAGUUUGCUGGUGGUCGUGGCCUCGGAACCGCAGCCGGAGUUCGAUGAAUUUGCCAACAAAGUCCGGACCUACAACCAGAAGCCGCCGUUCUCGUUCAAAAUGCCGGCACUGUUCCAAACGAUAGCCAAGCAUUACGUGUCAAUCUACGCAGCCUAUCUGUACGAUUCGGUGAAAUUGUACGCGUGGGCUCUGGACAAACUGUUGAAGGCAGAAAAUAGGACCCUGACGAGCGAGGUGAUCCACGAGGUGGCCAGCAACGGGACCAGGAUAAUCGAAACCAUCAUCCGGAACAAUACCUACAGAAGUAUUGCCGGUGCGAUGAUUCGGAUCGAUAAUUUCGGAGAUUCCGAGGGUAACUUUUCGGUGCUGGCCCUGAAGGAGGAAACCUACACCGAGGCGAAUUUUACCUGUGCCUUCCAGAUGAAGCCGGUGGCCCACUUCCAGAUGAUUCAGAAGAGCAACGAUUCCAACCAGACUCGGAAUGAUGAGAUCCCAGAGUUCAAAUUAUCCAAGGCCGGAUUUACCAUCGACUGGGCCGGCCAGGAACGUCCGAUGGAUGAACCUUCCUGCGGUUUUAUGAACGAGCACUGCACAAAAGACGAAUCGCACAUCACCUCGAUGGUGAUUGCGGGCAUCCUGGCGUUGAUCCUGUUCUGUGCCGGCGUCAUCACCAUGAGCAUCUACCGCAAGUGGAAAAUCGAGCUGGAAAUCGAAGGUCUAUUGUGGAAGAUUGAUCCCGGCGAAAUCAAGGGUUACUUCAACGCAGAAAUCGUAUCCUCACCGAGCAAGCUCAGCCUGGCCAGCGCCCAAUCGUUCGGUUCCCGCUGCUCGAAUCAGGUAUUCACCCCGACGGCCCGCUUCCGGGGGGUGGUAGUUCGCAUCAAGGAGCUUAAGUUCUCCCGCCGGAAGGACAUCUCCCGGGAAAUCAUGAAAGAGAUGCGGCUGCUGCGGGAAUUGCGACAUGACAACAUCAACAGCUUCAUCGGGGCCUGUGUCGAGCCGAUGAGGAUUCUACUAGUCACUGAUUACUGCGCCAAGGGAAGUCUGUACGAUAUCGUCGAGAACGAGGACAUCAAGCUGGAUGACUUAUUUAUUGCAUCGCUGGUGCACGAUUUGAUUAAGGCAAUGAUCUACAUUCACAGUUCGGCACUUAAUUACCAUGGCAAUCUAAAGUCAUCAAACUGUGUCGUGACAUCUCGCUGGAUGCUGCAGGUAACCGAUUUUGGUCUUCACGAUCUUCGCCACUGUGCCGAGAACGAAUCGAUUGGGGAACAUCAGCACUACAGAAAUUUGUUCUGGAAAGCGCCGGAGUUCCUGCGGAAGCCGAGCAUCUAUGGUAGCCAGAAGGGGGACGUGUAUGCGUUCGCCAUUAUACUUUUUGAAAUUAUUGGACGACGCGGUCCCUUCGGGUAUGGCGAUCUGGAACCGAUUCGAAUAGUGGAACUCGUUAAGGCUGAAAAUGGACCCGGGCAGGAGCCCUUUCGUCCGGACAUCGAAAGCGUCAUAGAAGACGAAGACAUACCGGAUUAUGUGAUCAACUGCAUUCGGGACUGUUGGGAUGAGAACCCGGAACAGAGGCCGGAUUUUCCUACGAUUAGGAACCGUUUAAAACGGAUGCGAGGAGGAAAAUCGAAGAACAUCAUGGACCAGAUGAUGGAGAUGAUGGAAAAGUACGCCAACAAUCUGGAGGAAAUCGUGCAGGAUCGAACCCGGUUGCUUUGCGAGGAAAAGCGGAAGACGGAAGAUUUGCUGCAUCGGAUGCUUCCGCAGCCGGUGGCCGAGAAGCUGACCAAGGGCCUCGGGGUGGAACCGGUUUCGUACGAUUCGGUUACCAUCUACUUUAGCGACAUUGUUGGUUUUACAUCGAUGUCAGCCGAAAGUACACCGCUGCAGGUGGUCAACUUCCUGAACGAUCUGUACACGGUGUUCGAUCGGAUCAUCAAAGGCUACGAUGUGUACAAGGUGGAAACGAUCGGUGAUGCGUACAUGGUGGUAUCCGGUCUUCCGAUCACCAACGGCAAUCGGCACGUCGGAGAGAUUGCCUCGAUGGCUCUGGAGCUGCUGCAAGCCGUCCGAACCCACCGGAUCUCACAUAGGCCCAACGAAACACUUAAGCUCCGCAUAGGCAUUCACACGGGUCCGGUAGUUGCUGGAGUGGUAGGACUUACGAUGCCUCGCUACUGUCUUUUCGGAGAUACGGUUAACACAGCAUCCCGAAUGGAGUCAAACGGAGAGCCGCUGAAGAUCCACAUAUCGCCGCAGUGUAAGGAGGCUCUCGAUAGCUUGGGUGGCUACGUGACAAUCGAGAGGGGCAUGAUCGCCAUGAAGGGGAAGGGUGAGGUUAUGACGUAUUGGCUGGAAUCCGCCAAUGAAGAUGCCAUCCAGAAGCAACCGGUUGACGUCCGGGAUCUACCUCCGCCUCUGUUUUGUCGACCCAGGCGCUCACCCAAGCUUACCUACGACUCCCGGCAGCCCAGCAUGACUGCUAUAGCGAAUUACAUAACCGGAAGUCGCAGGCAGUCUAGUGCCCACAAAGAUCUCGAAAGCAAUUACAGCCUCCAGGGUUCGGUGUUUGGACCGUCGAUGCGGGACUCGCCUCGUGCCAUUCAACGAAGGUUAGAACAAAUUCCACUAUACAUUAAUGACGACUCCCAAAGUACUUUAGAUCAGCGAAAUGCAAUAGACAAAACCGAAUCUAGUGAUAGUCUAGUGAAGAAAGUCAUGUUUAACAAUAGUAGUAGUAAGAAAAUUAGGAAUAAGCUUAGGUCGAUCGCAUCGACGGAGGAUUACCGUAAGAUUUGCAGCUCAGGGACGUUUCUGCGGGAGAGUCGCUCGUUGGAUCCAUUUCCUAACGACAUCCGGAAGCGAUUGGAAAGUAUUAAAAUGGAAAAGAAACCUCGCAAUGCACAGAAAGGUUCAUUCUCACUGGACGCCGGAGUUUCCACCAUCAGCAGUGAAUCGAUCGACGGGGAUCGAGGGGAGAAAAUGGUCAUAUCGACUCUGCAUGAAGACAACGGAAGUGGUCCAGAGGAUGUGUACAAAUAUCUUAACAACAAUUGCAAUGGUUCUAUCGGCGGGGGUAACAACGAAGAGUCACACUGUCCACUGCUGGUGCGGCAGACUUCGCUGGUGACUCCGGGUCAGGAGGAUUGCCUUAGCACCCAAAAACGGUGGUACUCGCUGGAGAAUGUGGGAGCCCCCGAUGAGGAUAGCUGCAGCAAGAAAUCUCUGACCCGGAGUUCGAUCAAAUCUUGGCUGGUGGGUUUUAUUCAGGGCAAUGGGUACAAGGCGAGCGAUUCUAGUUUACGAAAGGUGGCUGUUCUUCCGGGAGUUCCGGGUGUGCCCGGAUUCGGCGAACUCCAGUCAACGCCGGAGAAGGAAAGCAUGGUUUGAUGCUGGCACUAACUAGCGACAAUUUCAUGUACAUAGAAAAAUUUAUUCAUAUACGUGUGAGUGUUGUAACGUUUCACUUCAAAGGUGAAAAUUGUACGUUUUUUUACUUGACGUAACAGUUCAUAUAUUUAAAUUGAAAGGAACAAGGAUUGUAGGAAACCUAAGAUUUCAGAAAAUCUUUUCUUGGUAACAUUUAAAAGUCUUCGAUUUUCUUUUUUUAAUUAUCCUAGAGUUUUUUUAACGGUAUGGCCAAAGAAGGCAUUUUGUUUUUUGGAUGUGAAAUGUGACUGGUAAAAUUUUAAAUUGAAACUUUAUCCAAACAAGCUCUUUUGAUAAUGGAAUGAUAAUCCCUAUGCUAAAAUGUAGCAUGGAAUAUCAAUUUGCUAAUAUUCUUUCUAAAUUCAGUUUGAUUACUUCUUUUUGGUCUUACUUAAUUUGUCAAUUUAUAUCAGUCAAUAUCUUUUAGUUGAAGCCCUUUUUGUAUCUACCUAUUUAAAAAAAAUUGUUCUAAAAAGUUCCUGUUUUCCGCUUGUGCCACUAAUGUUCACCUAAGGUGAAAACAAACAAAAAUUAUUGUUGAGUAAAGAUUUCCUCGAUUCUGUUCACCAACAAAAAUAAUCUGUAAAUGAAGUAAAAAUAGUUGUGAAAAGCAUAAAAAAUCAUGUGCCAUCCGCAAUCAAACUGCAGGUUUUCAUAGGCAACAACAUUAUCUAAGAAUUGCAAAUGUAUAGCUUCCACAAGAAGAUGAGUGCUGUCCGGACACAGCUGAAUAAAAACAAAAAAAUCUUUAGAAAUAAGUAACGUUCGGCCUCUGAACGAUAGAUUUGUGAAGGAUUCAAAAGAAAACCUAUUGUAAAAUUAGAUUUCCAAUUUGUUCGUUGAUCAGUUAGAGUAGUCUUUUAAUGAAUCAUAGGCUGUGAAAUAGGAUAAACAAAAACGCUAUAGCAUUAAGAAUCGUUCGACAGCAUGUUAUGUUUGUCACAGAUGAUUUCUUCAUGUGUUUAGUUUUCUACUAGUUUUUUUUACCACCAGACAUCUUCCAAUAGUACCGGUCGGUUACGCUUACGUGUUUUUAAAUGGUCGUAGACUCUAAGUCAAUUCUAGUAAUUCAACGAGAUUCAAAAAAUAAUUGCAACAGUCAAACUAAAAGUGUAGCAACUAUGCCAUUCAUCCUUCAUACUUCGAUUGGUGAAAUCUGUUACAAGCUUUUCCUGAUAAGGGCGUCUUUGUACAGCAUACAGUCACAAUCUAAAUGUAUAUCCUGAAAAUAAGUUGAACAAAGUUUUUCGAACAAAAUAUCAGUUCUAUGCUGGCCAUAACUAUGGGUGUCCAAAUACGUGUGCGUGUACUUUAAAUUAAGAGGCGCUGUGAUUGCAGUUCGUUUUAAGAUUUAGUGCGAAACUACCUAGAUAAAAAAAAUGAGUAAUAAAAAGGAUUAUUGAAUAAAACAUUAUCUUGGUCAAAAAAAAAAAAAAAAAUGAAGAAAAAAUAAUCACAGAUAGAUUGAAAGUUACCAAUUAUUUUCUCUUACGAAAGCCAUGUUUAAGCAAAGAGGCUUUAGCUCGUGGAAGAGUGUUAGCAUUUCUGUGAAUUUUCAUUUUAAAUUUCUUUUUCACGACAAAUCAUGGAAAAAUUAACAUAGAAACAGCAGAACGGAGACAAAAAUAAUUCGUCAACUUUUGAAAAACAUUUGUCUCAAAUAAAACAUUGUUUCAUUUUUUUGUAACGUUUUCAGUAAGAUGUCCAAUAUAUCAGUUUCUUUUUUCAAUAAGUUAUAAAAAUGUCUGGAUGAAUUUUAAAUCUGAUCAAAAGCAAAAGCAUUAAAUUCUUCAAAAGUUGAAAACACCUCCUAUACACACAGAAAGCUACAAAAAGUUAGAGCGAAGGCAAGAGACUACAAAACAAUGUGUCAAAAAUGUACAUUAUAUCUAACUAUAAAUAGGGCAAUGAAUGCAAUGUAAGCAGUGUAUAUUUAUUAAAUAAAAUCAAAAUAU